Molecule: messenger RNA, 1413 nt
Organism: Leptosia nina
Lineage: Eukaryota; Metazoa; Arthropoda; Insecta; Lepidoptera; Pieridae
Source: the annotation of a GenBank genome assembly
AUGUGCCUUUACGAUACAAGAGUAUUGUUGUUACUACUUUUAAAUGUAGCUCUGAUACAAAAUAAAGAAACAAUAAUCAUACGAACAAGCGAAGAAGUAAAGGAGAAUGCCUUUGUAGAUGUGUUGAAGAAUAUAACGUCCGCUAAUCAGAUAUUACAAGAUCUCAUAAAAAAUUAUGAACAAUUGCAAAAUAUUUACAAAUCCGACGAAGAAAAAUCUAACAGCGAUGCAAGUGACAGUGAAAAGAACAAUCAAUUUAAAGCAUUAUCCUCUUCUGAGUACACCACUAUAACUUCAAAGAAUAAGGUAUAUGGUGUCACUCAAAUUAUAUAUACUGGCGAAACGGAAGAAUCUAUCGAGGAACAAUCAAUCGAAGACCAGAAAAAUAACUCAAAAAUAAUAGUAGUAGAAAGUUCUGAAUUCAAAGAAAUAGAUCCUACUGUGAGUGGAAAUAGAACAGAGCACUUUAGUGAUAACUACGAAGAGAUAGUGACACAACAAUCUAAUGAAAAACACGACACAAAGAAAAAUGUCAAAACUCGCUUUAGUAUACAAAAAGAAACUGCGAAAAGAAAUUUCAACAAAGUACGACCAAGUUUGAGACAAGCAAAGGAUAAAGUAAUAAAGCGAGUCGUUUAUGCCGAAGUAUUUUCUCCAGACAAAAUAUGGCAUGAAGUAAUACAUAAGCCAAUAAAGCUAAAAUUGCACGAUGAUCGUCCAACGUUUAGAAUCCCUAAUAGAAAACCCUCAAGUAACGUAAAUGAUGAAAAUUUGAGUGUGUUAGCGGAUUCUGGACCCGACGAUGAGGUAAUUGAGAAAGAGAAGUAUAAAAGUUUGAUACUACGGAAUGCAUACGGUGAUGCCUGCUUACAAGUUGCCGUUAGAAAGUGUUUUAAAGCUUUAAAAGCUGUUAUUAAAGCAGUUUGUAGAUUAAGAUAUAAGUGUAAAAGUGCACUAAAAGGCAGUUUCAUAGAAAAUGCUAAAAAGGGAUGUAUUCGUGAAUUCGUUAAUGGAAAAGAUAGUAAGAAAGACAAAAAGGCGGAGGAAAUAAUAUUUGAAAGGACAAUUGGCACAGAAGUAUCAAAAUAUAUCGACCUAUGUUUACCCCAUCUCAGAUCCGAUGAAGAGAUUAAGAAAGGCUUGCAAAAUAAAACGAAAAAAUUAAAUACCUUAAAUAUACUGAGGGAUAGAUUCGAAAAGGCUUGUAAGAAACUAUCAGCGCAGAAGUGUCGCAAAGCUUGCAAAUUUGCUACCGAUAAUGCAUGCGCAACACACACUUGUCAGAAUUCUAAAAAGAGAGCAUUUAAGAAGAGUUGCAAAUCUGAAUGCAGGGUAGCUUAUAACCUUUAUAAGGCUACGAGUGACAGCGAUGAAGAUGAUGAUGAAGAAUCUGAGAGCGGCAGUGAUCAGUAG